Messenger RNA from Cololabis saira (Pacific saury), 713 nucleotides. RefSeq names its product fatty acid binding protein 4a (gene fabp4a). The record is from RefSeq and is a predicted model, not a curated record. Lineage: Eukaryota; Metazoa; Chordata; Actinopteri; Beloniformes; Belonidae. The transcript has 4 exons. Gene Ontology annotation, cellular component: cytosol; nucleus. Gene Ontology annotation, molecular function: fatty acid binding. Bases 90 to 494 code for a protein of 134 amino acids. Gene Ontology annotation, biological process: fatty acid transport.
GUCCUCCUGUCCCACACACACCAGAAGUGACACAAAGUCUGAUUAAAGUUCGCGGCUGCUGUUGGGGAUAUCCAUCUAAUACUGCCAAAAUGGUUGAAAAAUUUGUUGGAACAUGGAGGAUGAUUUCCAGCGAGAAUUUUGAUGACUACAUGAAAGCAAUUGGUGUGGGAUUUGCAACCCGGCAGGUGGGGAACCGGACCAAACCCAAUUUAAUAGUGAGCAUGGACGACCAGGGAAACGUUUGCAUCAAGUCCCAGAGCACCUUCAAAACCACUGAAAUCAAGUUCAAGCUCAACGAGCCCUUCGAGGAGACGACCGCAGACGACAGGAAGACGAGGACCGUGGUGACCAUGGAGAACGGCAAGCUUGUGCAGAGACAGAGCUGGGAUGGCAGAGAAACCAGCAUCGAGAGGGAGAUUUCAGAUGGAAAGUUGGUAGCGAGAUGCAUAAUGGGAGACGUGGUGGCCGUGAGGACAUACGUGAAGGAAAUGUGAUGCCCUCCCUCCUCGGAUGCGACGCUGGACGACGGGCUCAGUUCAAUGAGCGAGAUGCCAAAGUGAAGUAACCGCGUGUUCUGAUCUCCUGCCCACUUUUUCCUCACUGUGUUGCCAAAGUCAGAUCUCUGUGCCCUGUUCGCUAACAUCAGACACUUGGUUUUAUUUGCAAAUUGUUGUGGUGAUUUAAAUAAUAAAAAAAAAUAAGUUUAUCUAAAA